Encephalitozoon romaleae SJ-2008 is the source of this 396-nucleotide messenger RNA. Its product is annotated as Hit-like hydrolase. Lineage: Eukaryota; Fungi; Microsporidia; Unikaryonidae. The record is from RefSeq and is a predicted model, not a curated record. Gene Ontology annotation, biological process: nucleotide metabolic process. Gene Ontology annotation, molecular function: catalytic activity. Bases 1 to 396 code for a protein of 131 amino acids. The transcript has a single exon.
AUGGAGAAAUGCAUAUUCUGCACGAUGUAUCAGAAAGGCAACAACAUCAUUUACGAGACAGCCAAAGCUUUUGUACUAAUGGAUAGGUAUCCCUUGUCAAGAGGGCAUUUCUUGGUUAUACCAAAGGCACAUCAUGCCUAUUUCCACGAGUAUGAGCCUGAGGAAUUAUCGGACAUACUUGGAACCAUCAACCAUCUUAUUCAAAAGUUCGGUAUUGAGAAAUAUAACAUUCUUCAAAACAACGGGAACCAUCAGGCCGUUUUUCAUGUACAUUUUCAUCUAAUUCCAUUUGUCUCCAGCAGUGAGCGAUUGAAAAUCAAUUGGGAAACAAUGUCCCUCAGUGACGAGGAGUAUUCAGAGAUUGUCAAGGAAGCAAAGCUUAAAGCCUCUCUGUGA